Messenger RNA from Ilyonectria robusta, 4368 nucleotides. RefSeq lists its product as uncharacterized. Gene Ontology annotation, biological process: siRNA processing. Bases 1 to 4368 code for a protein of 1455 amino acids. The transcript has 5 exons. The record is from RefSeq and is a predicted model, not a curated record. Gene Ontology annotation, cellular component: RISC complex; nucleus; cytoplasm. Gene Ontology annotation, molecular function: RNA binding; DNA binding; ribonuclease III activity. Lineage: Eukaryota; Fungi; Ascomycota; Sordariomycetes; Hypocreales; Nectriaceae.
AUGAUAACCGAAAAGAAACGUCUCGACACUGCCGCUUUCCAAUCAUGGAUCACCAAGAACCAGCGCGAAGUCACAAAGAACUCGACAAAAGCUGCCCAGGACCUCGUACACCAGUCGGUGGCUUAUUUGGUCAAGGAGAGCGAAGACAAGAAGAUCAUUGGGACUCCCCGAGAAUACCAGACCGAGUUGUUUGAGCGGGCCAAGACGAAGAAUACCAUUGUGGUGCUGGACACUGGUUCUGGCAAAACACUCAUCGCCGCUCUUCUUCUGAGGCACACUUUGGAUCAAGAGUUGGAAGAUCGUGCCGUUGGAAAACACAAAAAGGUCUCUUUCUUCUUGGUUGACAAGGUUGCACUUUGCUUCCAGCAAUUUGCCGUCCUCAACUGCAACCUGGAGCACCCCAUGACCAAAUUCUUCGGCGAUAUGACGGGGCUCAUGAAGACCAAGGAGUUUUGGGAUAAGCAGUUUGACGAAAACAUGGUUGUCGUAUGCACUGCGCAAAUUCUUCUCGACUGUCUCUCCAACGGCUUUAUCAGGAUGAACCAGGUCAACUUGCUCAUCUUCGACGAAGCUCACCAUGCGAAAAAGAACCAUCCGUACGCUCGAAUCAUAAAGAACCACUACAUCCGCGAAGGACAAGAUCGACCCCGAGUCUUGGGCAUGACAGCAUCGCCCGUGGACUGUCAGACGAAAGAUGUCAAAGUGGCAGCUGCUGAACUGGAGAGUAUGCUGUGUAGCGAGAUUGCGACGCUGUCCGACGAAUGCCCUGGAGACUCCGUCACCGACCUGUGGAACCGCAUUUCCGAACAGAUAGCUCACAAUGCCCAAUUCCGGUCGCCGCUUGAGUUUACCAAGGAGGCAUCUUCCUCUCUCGGACGUUGGUGUGCUGACCGGUACUGGAAACUUCUCAUUACCGACACUGAAGCGGCUCGUCUUGCAGCCAGGACGGGCAGAGAUUUUGCGAACCACUUUGCAUCAACACAAGCUGAGAGAGCUGCGGAGGCGAUUCAGACGGUUCAGAAGGUGAUUGAUGACUAUGAGUUGGAAUCAAUUGAGCCGGGAUCAAGUAACCUAUCGUCCAAGGUCAAACGACUAUAUGAAAUCCUACGGGAAGCAUUCGUCGACUUCGGGACAAGGCGUUGCAUCGUGUUUGUCGAAAAGAGAUAUACAGCUUGCCUCCUCGCAGACCUGUUUUCACAACCGGACAUGCGAAUCGUCGGCAUGAACUGUUCUUUCAUGGUCGGCUGCCAGUCCACCACGUCGAACCUCGGCAACAUGUCCUUCCGCGACCAGGUUUUGACCCUCCAGCGAUUCAAACGAGGUGAAACCAACUGCUUAUUCGCCACGCCUGUCGCAGAAGAGGGCAUCGACGUUCCAGAAUGCGAUCUCGUCAUCCGUUUCGAUCUCUACAAUUCGGUAAUUCAAUACCUACAGUCCAAAGGACGAGCGCGACAGGACAACUCGAGGUAUAUCAGCAUGGUUGAAGACGGAAACAUGAAGCAACUGCGCAGCCUCUUCCAAGCCACUCGAGACGCGGCUACUCUUCGACGCUUUUGUUCCGCGCUUCCUGCCGAUCGAAAGCUACAGGACCUGACCAUUGAUGCUGCCGCAGCUGCGCAGUAUGAGCAGGGUGGUCAAAAGGUGUAUGAAGUGCCGUCCACAGGAGCACGUCUUACCUACCCCCAUAGCCUCGAGGUCCUGGCCAGGUUUGUGUCUUCCAUCUCUCCUGUAGACAUCAGCCUGAAGCCGGAGUUUAUCGUCACUACCUUUGGGUCAAAGUUCAUCGCCGACGUCAUCCUUCCCGACUCUUCGCCCAUCAAGUCCAUGCCUGGCUUUCCACAGAGGAGCAAGAUGCUAGCCAGAUGUUCCGCAGCAUUCGAGAUGUGUGUGGCGUUGAUCAAGAAGACAUACAUCAACGAGCACUUCCAGCCUGUCUUUACAAAGAAGCUGCCCGCUAUGCGAAACGCCCGGUUGGCUGUCAGCGCCAACAAGAAAGCCGACUACAAGAUGCUUCUCAAACCAAAUAUCUGGUCUGAAUUGGGUACAAACAUUUCACAGCUCUUUGUGACGGUAAUUGCCUUGGACACUCCGGCUGCCCUAGGUCGUCGCAGUCGGCCACUGCUUUUGCUUUCACGGCAAAAGAUGCCCCAACUUCCAGGCAUUCCGCUAUUCUUUGGCAAUGGACACUCAUCUCUGGCGCAACUGGUCAUGUAUGAAGAGCCUGUCCCGUUGACCAACGAGGACGUCGAGGGACUUGUCAAAUUUACGCUCAAAGUAUUUGAUGACGUUUUCAGCAAAGAGUACGACGCGGGAUCUGAAGAGAUUCCUUACUUCUUGGCUCCUUGCGUUGAGGACCACGAACAGGUUCUGAGGACCGGCCAAGCCCAGAUCGACUGGGCAGCAGUGAAGACGGUCAAAGAAAAUGAGAAGCUCGACUGGGAAAAUGCGCCUGAAGAGUUCUUCCACGACAAGUUGGUCACUGAUCCACACUCUGGCUCCCGAAAGAUGGUCAUCCAUGGCAUCAACAAAUCGCUACGGCCAUCCGACCCGACUCCAGAGAAUGUGCCCGAGCAAAAGUCUCGAGCCUACCGAUUCGUCGAGCCCACCAUCAAAGAGUACAGCAACAGUCUCUGGCUCAAAUCUCGCCAGAGGGUUCAGUGGCGAGAAGACCAGCCCGUUGUGAAUGCUGAGUUGCUGUCGCUUCGUCGCAACUUGUUGGACGAGUUCCAGGUCGAUGAGGAUAUUGACAAUAAAUGCUUCGUCAUCUUGGAGCCUCUCAACGUGUCACCACUGCCCAUUGAUGUCGUCUUCAUGGCCAUGACGUUCCCUGCCAUUAUCCACCGCAUAGACUCGGUUCUCAUCAGCCUCGACGCCUGCUCCCUGUUAGACCUGACCAUCAGUCCUAGCCUUGCCCUCGAGGCUCUUACAAAAGACAGCGAUAACACGGGCGACCACGACGAGGAACAGCUAAACUUUCAAGCGGGCAUGGGAAACAAUUACGAGCGUCUUGAAUUCCUCGGCGACUCGUUCCUCAAAAUGGCCACCACAAUCUCCCUAUUCACUCUCAUCCCCGACAGCAACGAAUUUGAGUACCACGUCGAGCGCAUGCUUCUGGUGUGCAAUCAGAACCUCUUCAACCACGCCGUCGACCGCAAGCUUCAAGAGUUUGUCCGCUCCAAGUCGCUUGACCGAAGGACGUGGUAUCCAGACCUGAAACUAAAGAAGGGCAAGGCGCCAAAAACGGAGCUGCGACACAACUUGGCUGACAAGUCCAUCGCCGACGUCUGCGAGGCCCUCAUCGGCGCUGCGUAUGUCACUACAGAGGGCAACUUUGAUAUGGCUGUCAAGGCGGUUACGCAGAUGGUGAGGAGCAAGAACCACAAGAUGCAGAGUUUUGGCGACUACUACAACGAGUUCAUAGUCCCGCCAUGGCAGUCAGGUGCCAGCACCGCUGCUCAACGUUUUGUCGUCCAGCAAGUCAGCCAAAACACUGGCUACACAUUCGCGUCUGCAGCGCUACUCCGGAGCGCCUUCAAGCACCCAUCGUAUCCGUACGAGCCCAUUCCCAACUACCAGCGCCUCGAGUUUCUGGGCGACGCCCUACUGGACAUGGCCAUUGUCGACUACCUCUUCAAACGCUAUCCCGCGGCAGACCCGCAGUGGCUGACGGAACACAAGAUAGCCAUGGCCUCGAACCAGUUCUUGGGCUGCGUCUGCGUCAAGCUCAAGCUCCAGAAGCACUUGCUCAUCACCACUUCCGCCCUCAUCAGCCAGAUCAGCGAGUACGUUGCCGAGCUCGAGCAGGCCGAAGAAGACGCCCAGAAGGAAGCCGAAAAUGAGGGCACCGCCGUGCGCUGCAACUUCUGGCUCAGCGCUUCGCAGCCCCCCAAGGCCCUUCCGGACAUUGUCGAGGCCCUCGUCGGCGCCAUGUUUGUCGACUCGCAGUACAACUACGCCGUCGUCGUCGACUUUUUUGCGCGCUUCGUCCAGCCGUACUUUGAGGACAUGGCACUGUACGACACCUUUGCAAAGAAGCACCCCGUCACGUUUCUGGCUCGCAAGAUGCAGUCGGAGCUGUUCUGCACACAGUGGCGCAUCUGUACGUCCAACGUCCCCUGCGCAAUCGACGAGGGUGUGAGCGCCAUGACAGAAAGCGACGUCGUCUGCGCGCUCAUGAUCCACGGCGAGGUCUUUGCCCACGCAACGGCCAAGAGCGGCCGGUACGCCAAAAUUGCCGUCGCGAAGCGGGCUCUCGAGAAGAUUAAGGAACUGGGCGACGAGGCCAAGGCGACCAUUGGAUGUGACUGUGCAGCCCCGGCUGAGACGGGUGAAGACGCCUCGAUCCAGCAAUAUGGGACCGCAAUCUGA